Molecule: messenger RNA, 6060 nt
Organism: Anopheles coustani
Lineage: Eukaryota; Metazoa; Arthropoda; Insecta; Diptera; Culicidae
Gene: Ge-1
Product: enhancer of mRNA-decapping protein 4 homolog
Exons: 9
Coding region: 832-5733 (1633 amino acids)
Biological process (GO): deadenylation-independent decapping of nuclear-transcribed mRNA
Cellular component (GO): P-body
Molecular function (GO): protein binding
Source: RefSeq, a predicted model, not a curated record
GAAAUCUCGCGACAAACUGUGAGCGUCUAGAUAAUCGUGAAAAGUUACGUACUUUAUUCAUUUUACCGUGCGUAUCUUCCCAAAUUAACGCUCGCUGGCGGCAUACUAACGCAUCGCGUACCGUAGUUUGAUCGUAAAACUAGCUCGUGUGUCCGCCAUACUAUAGAAGCAAAAGUGAAGCCGGUUUGCAUUUGGCGACCCAGGAUAGCAAAAACGGAAGCGGAACCUGCGUACAGACGGCAAUACCCGCUUUUACUGGAAUUCCGAAAGGAAGUGCUAUCUGCCCCAUCAAACACCGUACAAUACGAGCAUUCACCUCUCAAUCGUGUUUGAGGAAGGCAGAUUCUUUGUUUCCUUCGUACCGUAUUCUUUUUAUCAGUCAAUUGUUUCGCCUGCUGUGUGACAGACGCGCCGCAAUCACUUUAGAAGAGCUGUAUAGAAGUUAAACAGUCAUAAAUAUUUUAAGUAGCGCACAUUCAGACGCACGGAUAUCAAUAUCCCGAUAUACACAAAGUCUGAUACGACUUCAGGCAAAUUGCGCACCAAUAUUCUUCACCGGAAAUCCCGUUUUUCGGCGAGAACACCCGUAUACACCAAGUACCGCGUGACGACCUGUGCAAUGUUAUGCUAAUUUUCGCCAUCAUCAGCACAGUUCAGUUCGCUGGUUUUUUGCAACGUUUUUGUUUGCAAAAUUGGUGCAACGUCGAUCAGCCGACUGGGAGGAGAAGUGAUAGCCAGAAACCUUUGUGACGUUUAGCUCUUCCCAGACCAUCGGCAACGACAGUCGCUGAUUCAUUGCUGGGAACCAUCGAAACAACAAUUGAGGCCAACAUGGAAUCCGAUAGUACCGCGAUGAGCGGGAAUAAAAUAUUCCGUUUCACUUCGGAAGAGAAUCAACAUUCCUUCAAGGCGUCCGAUAAGAACAUCACAGUGAUGUGCAGUGGAGGCGCGCAUGAUCGCGGCAGCUCAAAGAUCAAGCUGGACAACGUCGUCAACUACAAGUGGGAGGUGAAACACUAUCCCGGGCGUUUGAUAGCGUGCCACAAGGAGGGUCAACUGCUGGCAUACGCGCUCACAGUGGUGAAGUUGCAGAAACCCGAAGGAAUGGUCCGGGUAGCGUCGCUGCAGCUAUCCCAAAGAGCACUCAUCAGGGGGUUAUCGGAAAUGUUGGACAUUCAGUUCGCCCACACUACACACCCCGACUAUCUGCUGGGGAUUAUCGAACGAUCGAACCUGCAAGUGUACCAGGUACUGAUUAACGGCACGGAGUUGACGACAUCGCUGAAGGUGAAAAUCGUCGAUCCGCUCGAGGGCCACGUACCAGAAUACGACCGGAUCAACUGGUGUCCGUACCUGCGAGAGAACGACUACGAGAUCGACGACUUUGCCAGCCAGCUGCUCGUGUGGACGCGCGGUUCCACCUUCCAGUGUUACAGUAUUAGUAAGCUGUCAAAAACCUACGGAGAGUCGGUCAACCUAAAGGCCGUCGAUAUAGACGAGGGUGGCUUUAAGGCAAGCGAUGGUGAUGCGACCAUUACCGGAAGCGUAUACUCCGCCGACGGAACGACGUUAGCGCUGAGCUCGAUGGAUGGUAUGAUCCGGUUCUAUCAGGUGUACCAGCACGCAAACAAUUGUACGCCGCGCCGCUUGCACCAGUGGAAACCGCACGGUGGCCGAUCGGUGAGCUCGUUCUUCUUCCUGGACAACUACACCGAAACGGUGGAUAACGAUAAGGUGCUUUGGAAGAACGUGAUCACCUGCGCGGACAACAACACCGAAAUCCGGGUGUGGUGCUGCGAAUCCUGGGAGUGUUUGCAAACGAUUCGGCUCGAGUCGCCCAUGGUGCAGCCGCUUAACUUUAAGGCAGAAAUCGAUUUGUCCUCAUCGUUUCUGGUCCUGUCCGAUAUGAACACCCGGCAAAUCUACGUGCUGCAGAUACGCAAAGGUCAGUCGUCGAGUAGCUCUGCCCUGCCGUCCCCUGCAUCGUCUUCAGCCCGCGAUCAGGCAUCUGGAGAACCGCAGUGGAAAUCACGCACAGCAAGUCUCGCCCGGGGAAAGGUGAACCGGCGUGUGGAUCAGUCGUCGAUCAAACCGUACAUCGUGUCCAUCGCCGAGUACCCUAUAUCGACGAUGAUUCUGGGCUUUGGCAUUCUGUGGGCACGCGUUGGUAACUGUUUCCAGCGCGAGCAAGACGACGAAGACGAGGACCAGUCGCUACCGAGCUGCAUCGUGAUCCGGAUGUUUCUGGUGCAACCAAGCAGCAUGCAGGACUGCACGCUCGUGUACGACCCGGUAGAUGAAAGCGAGUGUGAACCACUGGCGAUCGAUGCCGGAGAUGACGUGAACACCAACGACUGUGAAGUCGAAGACGGUAACGAAAUGCAAUCCCCACAGUCGUCGGGCUCCUCGGUUUCGUCAUCGUCGUCCGCGGCAUCAUCGUCUGCCGAGACGACGGACAACAACUUGUCUCAUCCGCCCUCCGAAGCUAGCGACCAAUCGGUUGAACGGGAGUCUAAGGUUGUACUGACUGCUAUGUCAGCGCCGAAAGCAUCGGCUGAAGAAAGCUCUGAUGGAAGUGGAAGCAACGCCGGUAGCCGAAAAGAUGACGAGGAAGAGGAGGGUAGUCCCGGUCCGGCGACCAAUCUACUGAUGCUAAAAAUGGCCGAAGCGGCCCAAAAACUGAACGAUAAGAAUAAGCCGGCCAGUGGUUCCCCACCGGACGCGAAUACCAGCGCCAGCGGUGGGAUCAACAGUGGUCCUACGACUCCGGCCAGCACUACUGCAAAGGUUAAUCUCAUGACUCCGGACUCGUUCAGCACGCCAAGCGGUCGAGGCAGCCGAUCGGCGAACGACAGCGGCAGCAACGUUUGGCCGCCGCAAAAGGACGUACGUAUCAUAAACCUUUCCGAGGUGCCCUACCCGGAGGUGGAAACGCUCAUGAGCCAGCUCGAUACCAGGCGACGGGGUAGAGGCCGGGGGGCCAGGGCAUCAAAAAUCGCCUCAACGGAAACCGCUGCGACCAUCGGUACGUCGUCGAGAAAGAAUGAUUCGUCCGCCAGCAGCACGGCCAGUGCGAACGGGGCGAGUGUCUGCAGUAGCCGUGACGGCAGUAGUGGAGAGGGAGAAGGAGCCGGAGGGAACAAUACCAGCGUCGCGUCGAUAGCUGGUUCCGAACGGAUCGCCAACAUCACCGACGAUCCCGACGAGGAAGAUGAUCAAAUCAGGGAGGAGCAGCAGGAGGAAGAUGGGGAGAAUCGUGCCGUAGGUGGAGAAGACGAUCCAAGGGUUGUGACGGCGAAGCGGAAGGAGAAAAGCGCCGCCAGAAGAUUGGCGGCAGGGUUGGGCAAUGGUGAUGGUGACGCUGGGUCUACCGAGUCACCGAAGAAUACGUACCGGAGCGUGCGUAACGUUACGAGCACUUCUACCGUGCUAAGUGUGGAACAUUUCACUAAAAUACUCACACUAGACGAGGCAGAACCACGGACCGCUAGAGAAAAGAACAAAAGCGACGAAACGGUCAAUCCGAACGUUCUCAACACACUGCUGAUGCUUGCGAACGCUACCAAACAGCGCCAACCAGCCCAGAAGGUCGUUGAGAUGGUUUCGUCUUCCGUAACGCUAAAGGGGACCACGGUCAGCGGCGCCCCGCAGGCAAGACCUGCGAACGAUAUGCAGGCAUUCGUCAAUAUGAUGAACAGCCUGACGCUCAAUAAGGAGGCGGUCAUGUCGAGCGGUAAACUGCCCGAAUCAUCCAACGGACCGUUGGAUGGAGCGGAAGGAGGAAUUCCACCGGAAAUCCCACCAAUGCCAUCGGCUGACAUGUUGGCAAGCGGUGGUUCAAGUCCAAGCCGUGAAGUGCAGGAAAUUAUGUCCACCAAGGGGUCGGGAUUGAACCUCAUGGUGGACGAUCUGCUGCAUUUUGUCUACACGCCGGGGCAGCGAAAGCCGAGCGCAUUGGAUGAUGAAGAGGAAGAGGAAGUGGAGGAGGCAGGUGUGGAUGUGGACGAUGGUGGUAAUGCUGGUGGUGGUGGACAGGGUGUCACAACCCAUACUGUGAGUGACAGUCGGUACGCCGAAGAGGAGGGCGUUGUUCGAGUGGCAUCGAAUGGGCCACAAGAGGAGAAGCUUGAACCAAGCGAUAACAAUGAGAAACUUGGCGAUGGUGAGGAAAUUGGAAAUAAGAUUCUAGUUACCUCCGAAGGAGCAACCUCCUCCACGGUGGAUAUCGAUGGACUGCAGAAUGCAAGUGCCGUUCCCACCAUCGACGGGGAAUCGAAGAAACCGACGGUAGCACCAUUCUGGCCCUCGGUGCCAUUAGCCACCACUGCUACCGUUUCUGACUCGUCCAAACAAACACUCGAAGCACUCACCGACAAGAUGGACCGCAUGAUGGAGCUGCUGCUCGCUCAGUCUUGCCGGAUGGAAGAGAUGAACGGUCAGCUGGAAGCGAUGAAGAAAGCGAAAAAUGACGAACAUCGGCGCUACAGUACGCUCAUCAACCGCUUUCAGCAGACUAUACCGAAAACCAUCGAAACGCAAAUUAAUAACUGCCUCGUACAACACACAGUCCGGCUCGAGCAUACGAUUCAGUCGUGCUUCGGCAAACAACAGGCACUGCUGACCGAAGCGCUGAAGAACUCAAUUGUACAGGCUCUUCUGGCCCAGCUGCCCGAGCAACUUUCGGUCCAUCUGGUGCGCGAUUUGCACCUUAAAAUACUGGUCCCGAUCGGUGGCAAGCUUGAUGUUGUUCAGCGCGGAUUAACUGAUGAAAUCGCGCACCGGCUGGCGACGUUAGAAGAUCCGCUGAAGAACGCCAUCACACGAACGUUGCGAGCGGAGCAAUUCCACAAUGCUAUAGCUAUAAACGUGAAACGUGAUUUGAAGCAGCAAUUUGAUGAAGCCUACAACGAUUCGUUGCGCAAUACUGUUAUACCGAGGUACGAAAAGGUCCACCAGGAAUUGUUCCGUCAGGCUAAUCUCUGCUUCACGGAAGGCGUAAAAGAAUUAAUGCGUAAGAUCGAUGAACACAUAGGGCGUGUUGCACAAACGCACGAGCGCACCAACGAGGUAGCGGACUUGCUCCGUAAGAUCCCGGAUGAGAUAGCCGUCAAGGGAGAACGGGUGACAUCCAACACCCUGCGGGUGAUCCGCGAGCACCUGGAGAAGGACAUUAAGGGUCUGCAUACGCCACUGAUGAAGACGAUCCGCGAAAACAUUCGACAGGAGAUCGAGAAGGGCUUCGAAGCGCAGGCCUCUUGCCUGGAGGAUUCGGUGCUGUCGGUCGUUCGGUCGCAGGCCCAGACACCCGCACCGACCGGGAUUGAAGUGCAAGAUCAGAUCAAGAAAUAUCUCAAAGCCGAUCAGAUCAACCUAGCCUUCCACAUGGCGCUAGCGUCGAACGAACUGAGUGUGGUAGAGUUCCUGCUCGAGCGUGCCGAUCCUAAGAAGGUGUUCGACCCUUGUCCCCUCGAGCAGACAGUGCUCCUGUCGCUGAUCCAGCAGAUAUCCGCCGACAUGUCCAACCACAAUGAACUCAAGCAUAAAUAUCUUGACGAUGCAAUCGUCAGUCUCAAUCUAGACGAUCCGGUCACACAGGAACACUCACCGAAGGUGAUGCAGGAGCUGAUCGCCAACUGUCAGACGUUCAUCACCGCUAACCCGUUGAAUCCGCUCUGCGGCAAACUCAAGAUGCUCAUGUUUGCCGCUAAGUAUAUCAGCGGCGAGCAAAUCUGAUAUCUGCUAACGUAGCGUCGUCGGCACAAAAAGCGACAAAGGCGAAAAAAAGGACAACCCUGCAAGACUGAUGGCACCUGAACGGAUUCAAACCAUCUUCGCACCAUGGGCGCGACAAAACAAAACAUACAAGCAAUCGAACCACAUUUCUAAUCCUCUUUUUUAAUACUUUUGACCUUUAACAACACCCUUUUCUUGACCUACAACUUUUGCUCUUCCUUUGAAUUUAUACUCCUUUUUUGAAACAGGAGACGAAAAUUGGUGAUUAUGAAUUUAAAACGGACACAAACAUGAAAACAAAGACAUUUCGGCAGUCCAAGCACCACG